AGGGUGGGGCCCGGAGCCCAGUCCCGGAAGCGCCAGCGCUAAGUCACCCCAGGAGGGCUCUCCCCACCGGACCCGUGCCCAAGCUGAGCCCUGUGAAAGCAGCUUCCUGCUUGGAUCCUUGCAAGGUCUCCUGCAGCACCUGCCCAGAUGCCAGGAGCUGGGGCCCCCAGGGGCCAGGGUCAGUCCCCUGCCGGGAUGGGUCCUCUGGGCCGGCCCUGGGUCCUCCUACUCACCUACACGCUGACUGCCCUGGAGCUCACCUGCCUCUUCAUGCAAUUCUCCAUCAUACCGUACCUGUCCCGGAUCCUGGGCCUGGAUUCUGUCACCUUUGGCUACCUGCAGACCACCUUUGGUGUGCUUCAGCUGCUGGGCGGGCCCGUGUUCGGCAGGUUUGCAGACCAGCGCGGGGCGCGGGCCGCGUUCACCAUAUCGUCCCUGGCGUCCUCUGCACUCUACCUGCUCCUGGCGGCCUCCUGCAGCCCGGCCCUGCCCGGCGUCGCCUUACUCUUCGCCUCGCGCCUGCCCGCCGCGCUCAUGCACACGAUGCCAACCGCCCAGAUGGUCAUCACCGACCUGUCUACGCCCGAGGAGCGCCCCGCGGCCCUGAGCCGGCUCGGCCUGUGUUUUGGCCUCGGCACGAUCCUCGGCUCCCUGCUCGGGGGGACCCUGAGCGCCGCGUGCGGGAUUCACUGUCCGGCCAUCAUAGCUUUUGUGGCUAACCUCCUAGGAGCCGCCCUCAGCUUCACCUGCAUCCCCGCCAGCACCAAAGCGGCCAGCGCCCGUGGCCAGGCUGCCCCACCGGGUGGACCCAAGGCCAGCUUGUUUGACCUGAAGGCAAUCAUCCACUUGCUGCUGCGGCCAGGUGUCCUGCCGGUGUUCCUCAUCAAGGUGAUCUCCGGCUUCCCCUCAGGGCUCUUCAUGGUCAUGUUCUCCAUCAUCUGCAUGGACUUCUUCGGGCUGGAGCCCGCCCAGUCCGGCUACCUCCUGUCCUUCUUCGGGCUUCUGCUGAUGAUCACCCAGGGCCUGGUCAUCGGGCAGCUGAACAAGCACUUCUCAGAAGGAGCGCUGCUCCGGGCUAGCGUGUUGGUCUUCUGCGUGGUGGGACUGGCCAUGGCACGGAUGUCCAGCAUCCUCCAUUUCUGCCUCCUGAUGCCGGGCCUGAUCUUCAGCCUGUGUGCCCUCAACGUGGUCACCGACAGCAUCCUGACCAAGGCCGUGUCGCCCUCAGACACAGGGACCAUGCUGGGCCUCUGCGCCUCGGUGCAGCCGUUGACCCGCACGCUGGGGCCCACCCUGGGCGGCCUCCUGUACCGCAGCUUUGGCGUCCCUGUCUUCGGCCACGUGCAGUUUGCCAUCAACUUCCUUGUCCUCCUGGCCCUCUGGAGACAACCUCUGCCCCAGAAGAAGAGCAGAGUCCAGUGACCCUGGACCCUGGGCAUAGACUGGCAAUAAAUUCCCUGGGAACCUC
Molecule: messenger RNA, 1468 nt
Organism: Hipposideros armiger (great roundleaf bat)
Lineage: Eukaryota; Metazoa; Chordata; Mammalia; Chiroptera; Hipposideridae
Gene: SLC67A1
Product: solute carrier family 67 member 1
Exons: 11
Coding region: 148-1422 (424 amino acids)
Biological process (GO): transmembrane transport
Cellular component (GO): nuclear envelope
Molecular function (GO): transmembrane transporter activity
Source: RefSeq, a predicted model, not a curated record